AUGUACACCAAGACUCUCACCGCGCUACUUGCGGCGGGCCUGGUUGGCCAGGCCAUUGCUAGCCCCAGACACGGACUUCAACAUGCCCACCAGAAGAAGGCUCUUUACACCGACCUGACGACCGUCACGGACUGGGUCACUGUUACCGUGUAUGAGGGCGACGAAGCUACCACGAGCGUCCACAAGGCCUUCUACACCAACUCAGCCCAUAGGGUCAAGCAUCACUCUAGCUCGGCGAGCACCUCCAAAACCUCGACUUUGGCUCAUGCGGCGGCGACUCCGUCAACCACCCUUGUCGCCCAGCCGUCCUCGACUGCUGUUGGCGUCAAGCACGUUAACCCGCCCUCUCCCAAGCCCCCCGCGCCUUCGAGUACUAGGUCGGUGACUCCUGUCGUCAACUCUCCUCCUCCAGUCGUCGAGGCCCCGGUGCCAACCCCCCAGCCUUCAUCUUCCGCUGCUCCUGCCCCUACGCCUACGCCUUCUCCCACCACGAAGGCUGCUUCGCCCCCUGCUCCUGUCGACACCAACAACAACAGCGCCGGAAGCGGCAGCGGCAGCACCGGUGGUGCUAAGCGCGGCCUUGUGUACAACAAUGCCCAGUUGCUCCCGUCUUUGCUGAACGCGGGCAGCAAGGUCUCGUGGCUUUACAACUGGGGCCAGUACGACGACUCGGGCACUGGCCUGGAGUUCUGCCCUAUGCUCUGGGGCCUGAAGCUUGAUUUCGCCGAGACUUGGCCCGCCAACGCCCAGAAAGCCAUCGAUGCGGGUUCCAAGUGCCUGCUCAGCUUCAACGAGCCGGAGCUCGACAGCCAGGCACACAUGUCGCCGGAGCUGAGCGCUCAAAAGCACAUUGAGCUGCUGAACCCUUUCUCGGGCCAGGCUCGCAUCGGCUCGCCGGCCAUCACCAAUGGCGGCGGCCCCGAUCAUGGCAUUGGCUGGCUUCAGCGCUACUUCACUGCCUGCGCCGGCGGCUGUGCCGUGGAUUUCAUCAACGUCCAUAUCUACGGUCUCGAUACCAACGCCUUCCUGUCCCACCUCCUCGACGUGCACGGCGCAUUCAAUAAGCCCGUCUGGGUCACCGAGUUUGCCUUUGACGGCUCGGACGACCAGAUCAACUCCCAGCUUGAGACGGUCAUCGAUCAAAUCGAGACUAACUCAACCUUCUCCUUUGUUGAGCGCUACUCGUAUUUCAUGGUCCAGGACGGCACCAUGGUCCACGGCAAUACCCCGAGCACCUACGGCAAUACCUUUGCGUACGGCGCUUAA
Molecule: messenger RNA, 1266 nt
Organism: Dichotomopilus funicola
Lineage: Eukaryota; Fungi; Ascomycota; Sordariomycetes; Sordariales; Chaetomiaceae
Product: glycosyl hydrolase catalytic core-domain-containing protein
Exons: 1
Coding region: 1-1266 (421 amino acids)
Biological process (GO): fungal-type cell wall polysaccharide metabolic process
Cellular component (GO): fungal-type cell wall
Source: RefSeq, a predicted model, not a curated record